This is a messenger RNA of Dentiscutata erythropus, 173 nucleotides long. The record is from the annotation of a GenBank genome assembly. NCBI's taxonomy places the organism in Eukaryota, Fungi, Glomeromycota, Glomeromycetes, Diversisporales, Gigasporaceae.
GUCGUGCAUUGGUAGAUGAGUUAGAUACGGUGAUUAGGCGAGGAAACGAUUUGGAUACACGAAAUAUUCUUCAUCAUUGCCCGGUCGAACCUACAUGCGCGCGGGGUCCUGAAUACUCGACAAUGGAUCGAUUAACUGAACAAGCUCGAGUUUUUCAACUAGACUAUGAUGUA